This is a messenger RNA of Carassius gibelio (silver crucian carp), 1402 nucleotides long. RefSeq lists its product as uncharacterized. Gene Ontology annotation, molecular function: carbohydrate binding. The coding region runs from base 407 to 1402 and encodes 331 amino acids. Gene Ontology annotation, cellular component: external side of plasma membrane. The transcript has 6 exons. The record is from RefSeq and is a predicted model, not a curated record. Gene Ontology annotation, biological process: biological process involved in interspecies interaction between organisms. NCBI's taxonomy places the organism in Eukaryota, Metazoa, Chordata, Actinopteri, Cypriniformes, Cyprinidae.
GCGACUUUAGUCAUCUUGAAAGCCCGUACUUAUUUCGAUUAGGUCAAAAGAAAAAAAAGAAAAUAUGGGGUGGAGAGGCUGUCUGAUCUAAAUGAAUGAGACGCAGAGCUGCUUUCGGGAGGAGGUGUGGUUGAAUCCUCCAGUGUGGGAUUUUGUAAGUUGUGAGAUGCUGGCAUGGGCAUCUGGAGUGGCAAUGGAGGCGUGACCUCAAGGAAUGUGGGGUAUUUUUUUGUGUAAACUGCAGUCAGCCAGAUUUUUUGCUCUAAGAUGCCACGGAGUGCUCUUAUGACCACAAAGACUGUUUUAGGAUGCUGCUGACCAUACUAUUGUAGUGUAGGUUAUUAUUACAGUGAAAGCUGCAAGGCUAAAGACCGUAGUGUUUUGGUUUAAGGAUAAGGUGUCGUCUAUGGACACUGGAAUUAUGGGAUGGAGCUCCAUGGACAAAGUUCUGGCAUUGAUUUGGCAGCUUCUGCACUUCUUUCAGGCUUUCAGUCUUCCAUGUUCCAGAAGUCCAUCCUCUGUGCAUAUGCAGGUGGCAUUUCAAUGUUUUCCAUCUCGGACAGAUCAUUUUUAUACACUUUUAUUGGGAAACAAGGUGCUGAGCAGUACUGCAGUGUGUGAAGACAUGUGUGAGUGUGUGAUGAAGUUCAGAGCACCACAAGUUUCUGAGGAGCUGGGAUUCAGUCUGCAAUCACACAAUGAUACAGAACUGCUAGAUGCCAAGACUUUCCACCUUGCUCCUCUCGUGGCAUCCUCUGUACGCAUGAAUGUCUCAUCCACGACUGUCGUAUUCAACUGGCCUACAUUAGAUGAUGGAGAUGUCUUGGAUGUGUGUUUGGAUGAGCAGUGUUGGGUUGUGUCCCAUUUUCAGCCAUUCCACCAGGUGACGGGGUUACAGCCUGGGCGUCAUUACAAUAUCAGUGUGGCAAAGAAAACAUUCAUCCCUCAUCUCCAAAUUAAUGUUACACAAAGCCUACAGCUGGCCAUAAAGACAGGUCAGUGUCCCGUUGGCUGGCUUGCUGUGGGAUGGAGCUGUUAUAAGGUGAACCCAAGUUUCAUGUCAUGGUCCGGAGCGAAGCAAGCAUGUGAAAGAUCAACCCCAGGGUCACAUCUGGCCAACAUAAAGACAUAUGCAGAGUUUUUAUCCAUCAUAUCUUUCUUAGGGUCCUAUAACCAUCUUCUGCUGUUGUGGACAGCUUUAAAUGACCAUGAGACAGAAGGUGAUUUCCGCUGGUCUGAUGGCUCUACCUACAACUUAAAUAUUGAAAUGACAUCAGCACUUGCACCCAAUCAAACGGGCUGUGUUGCGAUGCAGAAGAAUGCAACCGGAGCGGGAUACUUCUUCACUUCUUUCCUGUGUUACCUGCAGCUCCCCUAUAUUUGUCAAGAAGAGUGUGAGUGA